GGGGCAGAAGCCAUGGUUCUGGAAAGUGUUAUGUUUGCCAUUCUUGCAGAGAGAGCUCUUGGCCCAAAGCUGUAUGGAAUCUUUCCACAAGGACGACUGGAGGAAUUCAUUCCCAGCAGGAAACUAAGUACUGAAGAACUAAGCUUGCCUGACAUAUCCGCUGAAAUAGCUGAGAAGAUGGCUAGGUUUCAUGGCAUGAAAAUGCCAUUUAAUAAAGAACCUAAGUGGCUUUUUGGAACAAUGGAAAAAUAUCUAAAUCAAGUGUUGAGGAUUAGGUUUACCAGAGAAUCCAAAACUAGAAAACUGAACAAACUCCUCAGUUACAAUCUCCCCCAGGAAAUGAAAAAUCUAAGAGCUAUGCUUGAAGCUACUUCAUCACCAGUUGUAUUUUGCCACAAUGACUGUCAAGAAGGCAAUGUCUUGCUUCUGGAAGGCAGAGAGAAUUCAGAAAACCAAAAGCUGAUGCUCAUUGACUUUGAAUACAGCAGCUAUAAUUACCGAGGAUUUGACAUUGGAAAUCACUUCUGUGAAUGGAUGUAUGAUUACACAUAUGAGAAGUACCCAUUCUUCAAAGCUAGUGUUCUUAAAUAUCCUUCAAAGAAGCAACAGCUUCAUUUUAUCUCCAGUUACCUGUCUGCAUUCCAUGAUGGCUUUGAAAAUCUGAGCAAUGAGGAGAAGUCCAAACUAGAAGAGGAAGUGUUGAUAGAAGUUAACAGGUUUGCCCUUGCAUCACACUUCUUCUGGGGUCUGUGGUCUAUUAUACAAGCAAAGAUCUCAUCCAUUGAGUUUGGUUACCUGGAAUAUGCGUUGUCCAGAUUUGAUGCGUACUUUGAUCAGAAGAGGAAGCUGAAGGUGUGAAUGUGGGAGGAGUGGCCUGUUGGUUACUGUACGAAGAGGGCAGCUGGACAGAAUUUACACUGUGCUUAGGCUACUGUAUCUCUAACAAAGGUGUCACUGAAUUCCGGUUCCUUGGAACGCAGGUGUACAGGACUGAAGACUGUAUAAAAAUGACUUGUUUACAGUUUCGUAAAUACUUGGGAUGAGGUUGGGAGGCAAAAGUAAAAUACAACAGUGCAAUAUCUUUAAAUCUUUUUGAUCUAGAAGAUAUUUUAUAUUAUGGGAGAAGCUUACAAUUAAGUGUCAAUACCACAUGCAUCAGAGUGAACAGUGUUACUGUGAGUACAUUUUCUAGAGGGGUGUUGGCAUUAUGGUUUAUGUUGUAAGUGGAACAGUUGUAAAAGAUGAUUCAUUGUAGAUGCUGCCUCUUAAUGAGAAGGAAAAGCAAAGGAGACAACUGUUAAAUUGUGAAGUAGGCUUAAAAUCUUACUGUGAGAUCAGGCUCAACAUGCCCCAUGAACACUAUCUUCAAAGCUGCUGACAUGUUACACCACUUAACCAUAAAGCAACUACACACGUUGAAGCGGUGUGCUUUAACGUGUUAUCUGCGUACACAUGAAUGUUUCUCCAACUGGUGUGCCUGUGAAGUAUGACUGAACUUUGAACUGGACAUUCUGCAGGAAUUUAUCUUGAACUGUUCAUUCCAUGUCCUUCAAGAACAUGCUUUAGCCUAGCCUGGUUGUCUCUUAAAAUGCUGUGUCCUGCACAAGGGGGUUCUGCGGGCUGCAGCACUGGGAAGAGUGCCUUGAAUUGCUCUUGCAGCUCCCCAGAUAACUGGAUUGUCAUUGACCAUACCUGGAAUUGGAGCCCAGCUCUCUUCUUGUGUUGCCACAGUAUAUGGCUGUAAGAAAUAGCAGAGCCAAAGACUGUGGAGAGCACUUCAGGAAAUGGCUGUUGUGCCCAUGCAAUGCUUAUGUGGCUUGGGAGGUGCUUUUCUUAAACCUUCCAUUUUCAUCAGCAAUCCAGUAGAGAGCAUCUUGUAGGGAACAAUAACUUGUAUAUUGAAACUUGAGUAUAAUCUGUGUACAUGUCAUCUAAAGAUUUCUUUAGAUUUUUUGGGAGCUUGUUUAUUUUUGAAUGUUACUUGUUUGUGCUUUCUAACACACUGUAUUGUAAAUAAUAAACUUCUAAGUCUACCCCUUUUCACUUGUAUAGCAAAUACUGUUUCAAGCAGCUGAAAAAAUGUGCAGCGUUUCCUGUACUGUAUGGCAUAACUUUUAAAAGCUGUCAUUUUAUUCUCUAGUAUAGAGAAUCAUUUUCCAUACACUCAAUUAUUAAUACUUUAUAAUAAAUAUAAAGCACUUAAAAACA
Antrostomus carolinensis (chuck-will's-widow) is the source of this 2208-nucleotide messenger RNA. Its product is annotated as choline kinase alpha. Gene Ontology annotation, cellular component: cytoplasm. Gene Ontology annotation, molecular function: choline kinase activity; ethanolamine kinase activity. The record is from RefSeq and is a predicted model, not a curated record. Gene Ontology annotation, biological process: phosphatidylethanolamine biosynthetic process; CDP-choline pathway. The annotation marks the transcript as partial. The transcript is spliced from 9 exons. NCBI's taxonomy places the organism in Eukaryota, Metazoa, Chordata, Aves, Caprimulgiformes, Caprimulgidae.